AUGUCGAGAAUCAGGAGAGGAUGUUUUGUGGUAGAUGAUCUAACAGCAGAUAAAGUAUAUGCUGUUUCUAUGAAUAUAUCAGUAUGUCUAGAAUCAGGAGGGGCGUGUGAAGUGUUUACCAAUGUAUUCCAGGAUCACAGGUUACCAAAAGCUGAAUGUGAUUAUAAUUCACAGUUUGUCAUUCCUGAGUUUAGUCUGAGUGAAUACUUAGACGAGAAGAGCAUACCUAACAGCACAGUACCCCUAGAUGUUAACACUAUUGCCCAAUUACUGCAUGAUACAGCUCUCGCCCAAUACAUGAUGGACAACGUUUGUGAUCAGACUGUUAUACCAUAUUAUCCAAAUGAUAAAGGAUGGAACAGAGCUUGUGAAGAAUAUGUCGAAUUACCAGUGCUGCAAUCUGGUACCAUCUGUCAUUUGUACAGUUCUUGUACUGGUGUCACCUGUUGUAGCAGCUUCCCAAGGAUCAAUAGGAAUGUUAACACACAGUUGAGACUGGAUCCCUGUAAACGUCAAAUGACCAUUGGUAUAGAGAAGUUGGAAAUUACCAUCAGCUUGUUUGGAUAUACAUAUGGGGAAGUUGUAAAAGUAAAAUUACAUGGAGUGAUUGGUCUUGAAUUCAAGAUUGAAAACCUUGAGGUAGAAAGAUUGUUUAUGGUGAACCUAGAGAUAACUAUAUGUAUGGAAACAAAUGGAACAUGUGAAACAACUAUCCCUGUCUUGAUAAAUACAGCCCUACCAAAGGCACCAUGUGAAUGGAAGAAUGAUUAUGUUCAAGCAGGUAAAUAA
Molecule: messenger RNA, 789 nt
Organism: Mytilus californianus (California mussel)
Lineage: Eukaryota; Metazoa; Mollusca; Bivalvia; Mytilida; Mytilidae
Exons: 5
Coding region: 1-789 (262 amino acids)
Source: RefSeq, a predicted model, not a curated record